AUGUACGAGAUGAAAUCCCGAGGAUCCCACAGCAAGAACCUCGAAUUCUCCAAUGAACUUCCUAGAAGCGGGACACAACUCGGCGAGGAUGAGCAGUGGUGCAAGAUCAGCGAAGCAUUGCAACUGCAAUUCUGCGACCUUGCAACCCAGAUCAAGGUGCGGUGGCGGCGGCGGCGGGAUACUCCGAAGUGUUGUGUUGUGAACGUUAACAACGAUGAGGGCCGGCUAUACACGGUGAUCAAAAAGGCCAUGAUUGGGAUAUAGGGGUACCCUUGCUGGCGUCGCCAUGAUCAAUUCCGAAUAACCAAGUGCCUCCCGGGUGAGCCUCCCGGGCUGAAUUUGGCGAUUUCAAUCCUCACGUUGUGGAGGACAAUGCCCAACCGCAAAGUCGAGGCCUCUCUCUCAUCUUUUGCUGUCCCUGGCCUCCUGUCUAGGGCCUCUCAAAUAGCCACUU
This is a messenger RNA of Neurospora tetrasperma FGSC 2508, 454 nucleotides long. RefSeq lists its product as uncharacterized. The record is from RefSeq and is a predicted model, not a curated record. The transcript is spliced from 3 exons. Bases 1 to 264 code for a protein of 87 amino acids. Lineage: Eukaryota; Fungi; Ascomycota; Sordariomycetes; Sordariales; Sordariaceae.